UGUAUUCCAAUUUAAUUAUCUUUUUAUAUUACCAAUUAUAUCCUUCUAAGUUUUAAACCAUCAAUUAGAUUCAUUUCGUUCUCAUAUACAUUACUCGGAAACGAACAGUUCCUCGAAAUUGUUUACAGUCCUCAUAGAACUGCACGAAGACUCUAAAUGUGUAUCUCUAUUAUGCCAGUUCUCAUUACCCUUUUACACUUCGAUCAAUUCCCGAUAAACCUGAAGAAAAUCCCAGUUUGAUUCCCUUUUUUGCAGUAUCAAUAAUGGAAUACAUGGACGAAGAUAUCGUAGCCCAGUACUUUUACAAAGGCGCGAAAGUUGAAAUCAGCAGCAAAGACGAAGGCAUUCGAGGCUCUUGGUACGCGGGCACCGUCCUUAGCCACCGAAAAUCGAAGAGGAAUUCUUGCAUGAAGGUGCUAGUGAAGUACAAAACCCUGUUGGACAACGAGGGCACUUUGCGGCUGAGGGAGGAGGUGGACGCGAUACAGCUGCGGCCGGCACGUCAUCAGGAGAACCGCUGGAUUUUCGAUUCCAGUGAGAAUGUGGACGCGUAUUAUCAUGACGGGUGGUGGGAGGGUGUCAUAACUGAAGUGUUGGGGGAGGAUAAAUACAGGGUGUUCUUCCGGGACAGCCGGGAGCAGAGGAACUUUAAGGGUUCCCGGCUGAGGAGCCACCAUGAGUGGGUCAUCGGGAAGUGGAUCCCGCCUUUGGAAAAAGGAUACGACGUCUCGCCUCCAUUGAAGCGGCCAAAGGUUGAGGAAAAUUUAAGUAACGUGUCCGGUGUGAAGACGGUUUUAUUAGACUUCAUACAUCGUGCAGUCAAAAAUUACAAGAAACUUGUGAGUCAUUGCACUCUG
Olea europaea var. sylvestris is the source of this 857-nucleotide messenger RNA. RefSeq names its product DUF724 domain-containing protein 3-like. The annotation marks the transcript as partial. Lineage: Eukaryota; Viridiplantae; Streptophyta; Magnoliopsida; Lamiales; Oleaceae. The transcript is spliced from 2 exons. The record is from RefSeq and is a predicted model, not a curated record.